Molecule: messenger RNA, 192 nt
Organism: Peronospora matthiolae
Lineage: Eukaryota; Oomycota; Peronosporomycetes; Peronosporales; Peronosporaceae
Source: the annotation of a GenBank genome assembly
AUGGUUUCGCAGCAGACGUUGCCGCAGACACCGUCGCCGUCGACGAUCGCUGGCUCCUACUUUUUCGUGCUCUCUCUCUCUCUCUGUGCCAACGAUUCGGACCAGCGGAUCCUCUACACUGAUCCUACGACUUGGCGUUCUUCGUUGAGUACAACGUCGCGCUGCGGAUCCCUAAAACCAACUGCCGCGUAG